AUGUGUCGUGAAAAUUUAGAGUACGCGUGCAAAAAUGGAAUACACUGUCUAUGUAAUACAGGUGCCGACGACGGCAUGCUGGGCGCGCGGAUCAAGUCAUGGAUGGAAGCGCAGCUGGGGCGGGCUAAGAAGCGUAAACAGAAGCAAGUGAGGCAAAUCACUGCCACAACGACCCCAGGAACAUUGCCUCCGCCGCAUUUGUCAUCACCUGAGAGUGCGUACAGUACUGGGUAUUCCACCGAUGGCACGUCUCCCGGGGCACCGCCGACUUCGCUAGCUGCCCCGCUUGUCGCCCCACCGCCGCCACCCACGCCUCCAACCACUCACCUAUACCAUGAACCAGCUAAGCGUCGUUCAAGCGCAGCAACAGUACGCCGCUGUGCUCCAGAACCUGUUGUUUCCGUUGUGGUUUGCGCUACUCCAUCUCCUCGACCAAGAUGUCGAAUACGGACCAACCCAUGGCUUGGGGCUACUUCACCGAGCAGGCGACGGCCGCAAAAUGUAGUGCACCAGCACUCGCUCCAAUGUCCGCCGCAAAAUCCACCGCAGUUGCACCAUUCGCCGUAUUCGCUGGAUUCUCAUCUGAAAUGUGCCAGAUCACCACACUUAUCCCCUUGCUUAUCUCCGGAACCAAAAGGAUCUCCUUACUACCGUGGCGGUGCAUCAAGCGACGAAGAAUGUCGUGGGAUGCGUACUCGGGGGCGAGAAACUGCCAUUUUAUCUGAUGCAGAUAUCGACUCAGAUGGCGAUACAGGAUUAGAUGGAGGUGAUGAAGAUGAUGAUGAUGAUACUGCAUCACCAGGCAGAAGGAGGGCGAGAAGGAGGAGGCCCCCACGUAGGCCUCCGCGAUCAGCUGGGGCUACUCCACCCCGAAUGCGUCGUCGCAAUCACGCGCCUUCAGCCCCUCCCGUCCGAGAGAGAGACCCUCUUUUAGAAGCGGACAGGGAAGCCGAGAGGAAAUACAGGGAGUUGAUCAGAGAAGCUGAAAAGUUGCUGGUCACAGUGUCGAGGGCCCCGCUGGAGCCUCCGCACAACCCAAGAGUUCGAGAAUUGAGAGCUACCGAGGUUGAGGCUCCCCGUAGAAGUCCAGAGCGCACACAUAUCACGAACUUUAUGCGCGCGAAUUCCCCGGAGCCGCCGCGAAGAUUGUCUCCCGUCGCAAGGCGGUCCCCCCUGGCUGCCCCUCCUCCACCCCCCAUAGCCCCUCAUAUCCAUAUGCAUAUUCCUUCACCGACUGAUAGACCUCACUCCGAGCCGCCAAAGAGGAAGGCGUAUGCUCGCGAUGAGGUGCUUCAGACUCUAGAGGGUCUACGCAAGAGUCUCCAGCAACAGUCGGCACUGCUGGCGGUGCAACGAACCCGCCUCGACUCUCUAUAG
Molecule: messenger RNA, 1377 nt
Organism: Arctia plantaginis
Lineage: Eukaryota; Metazoa; Arthropoda; Insecta; Lepidoptera; Erebidae
Source: the annotation of a GenBank genome assembly